Helicoverpa armigera (cotton bollworm) is the source of this 3289-nucleotide messenger RNA. RefSeq names its product sideroflexin-3. The transcript is spliced from 9 exons. Gene Ontology annotation, biological process: monoatomic ion transport; serine import into mitochondrion. Bases 160 to 1125 code for a protein of 321 amino acids. The record is from RefSeq and is a predicted model, not a curated record. Gene Ontology annotation, molecular function: monoatomic ion transmembrane transporter activity. Gene Ontology annotation, cellular component: mitochondrial inner membrane. Lineage: Eukaryota; Metazoa; Arthropoda; Insecta; Lepidoptera; Noctuidae.
UUCAAAAAUCGAACACUCAAAUAUCAGAGUAUUUACAAAUUAUACAUGCUCUAGAAUAUUUUUAUUAGUUUUUGUAAUAUUGUAUUUAUUAAUAAUUUAUUAUAUUAGAUUAGCGUAAUAUAGCUAAUCACAUUUAAUAAGCCCUCUGCGUAAAAUACGAUGGCUGCUGAAAAGGUGAUAAAUCUAAACGAGCCGAGAUGGGACCAAAGCACGUUUGGUGGUCGAGCGAAGCAUUUCAUUACUCUCACAAAUCCUUUGAACUGCCUGGCUACAGACUCUCAACUAGAUCACGCCAAAAGUAUCCUCGAUGAGUAUAAAAAAACUAAGAAGCUGCCUGCCGGUGUAGACGAAGAUAAACUAUGGGCUGCCAAAUAUCUCUACGACAGCGCGUUCCACCCCGACACUGGGGAGAAGAUGACCAGGAUAGGUCGCAUGUCUGCACAGGUGCCGAUGAACACAAUCGUCACUGGAUGCAUGAUAACAUUCUACAAGACGACUGCAGCUACAGUAUUCUGGCAGUGGACCAAUCAAACAUUUAACGCUAUUGUUAAUUAUACUAAUCGUUCUGGAGACGCGGUCAUCACCCCGAAGCAAUUAUUAGCAUCUUAUGUUGCGGCGUGCGGUGGUGCCUUAAGUACAGCCUUGUACCUCAAAAGUAAAGUAAAGUACAUGAACCCGAUGUACGCGCGGUUGGUGCCCUUCGCGGCUGUCUGCAGCGCUAACUUUAUCAAUAUUCCCAUGAUGAGGAGCAAUGAAUUAUUGCACGGAACGCCCGUAUUUGCUCCGGAGGGGCAAAGAGUGGGGGAUUCCAAGAAAGCAGCUCGCAAGGGAAUCUUUCUUGUGUGCAUAUCCAGGGUGGCCAUGGCUCUUCCCGGCUUUACUUUCGUGCCAUUGAUCACGAAUAUUGCGGAAAAUAGAAACCUGUUUUGCCGGUACCCAAUGGCCGAUUUGCCAUUCCAAAUGGCGCUAGUGUGUCUCUGUUUCACGUUCGCUACACCCCUGUGCUGCGCCUUGUUUGAUCAGAAGGCCACCAUGCACAUCAAUGAUAUUGAAAAGAACUUAAAGGAGGAGGCGCUUAAGAUCUCUCCCAAGACGGACACAGUUUACUUCAACAAGGGUCUGUAAGGUGCAGGUGCAAUGUUGAACCUUCCCAAUUGGGAUGGAUUCCCAGUGUACCUGUACUGCUCGUCAGUCGUGUUGGUACCCAUUUUUCUACGAACCCUAGCGGGAGUCGAGAGGAAAACGUGGAAUGCUUUUAUGCUAAGCGACUCAACCUUCAUAAAAAUACUCCUUAUAAUGCAAGUUCUCCAGUGUUUACAGAUUGCUUCUUUUUAAUAGUUUGCCUUUUAGAGGAAAUAUGAUAACUGAGCCGUGCAUAAAAAAUCAGGCAAUCACCUAAUGUCAACGUUUUGAUGACAUUCAAAUUGUGCAAUAGUUAUUGUUUCAUCGAAUUCUGAAUCGAAUUAUCGUUAUUUCGACACAAGAAACGUAGACGAGGAAUGAACUGUUUUUCUAUAUUAGCUAAAGAAGCUAAGACCGUGGAAGUGUUUUCCUGUGCGGUCAAAAAUACGCAUUGUUUUGUUCUUAGUCUGCAUAUACCGUCUUAAACAGUAAUCUUGAACGGUACUCAGGCUUUGAUCAUUUAAAUUGGUUGCACGUUUGGAUAGUCCCAAUUAUCCUUAUCUUUUACUUUUUACCUCGCGUUUUGUGGAAAUCUCUCUUUGUUAUCCAGGCCCGCUCGUCUUUACCUAGCCGGCCCUAGGUAGCGACAAAAAAUAGGAACAUACCGUUCCAUGGAAAGGAGCUCUGGUCUUAGCACGCAUUAAGAAAAUUGUGGGCCUCCAUCUGUCGUAAGACCCUAGGGUCAUGCUUAUAUUACCCGAGGAUAAGCGGGCUAUCCAAACGAAAUGAAAAUCUAUUUUCAUUCUUCAAAGAAUGGCUUUGCCAUUAAUGGUAGUGGAUUACAAUCGUCGGAAGUGGUUUUAAAGUCUUUGUAGUAUAAACAUCCAAGUGAAACAAGGGCUAAAUCUCGACCCUAAUGUCAAAUGAAAAUCUUCUUUGCCAUUUAUGGAAGUGGAUUACAAUCGUUCUGGUUUAUAGUUUCUAGGUCCAUGAUUCAGCUAAGAACCUAUCCUGAUAGGCUGAUACACUUUUGCAUAUUGUUACAUUAAGCCCUCUUUUUAACAACGCGAUGUUCCGUUGCAAUUGCAACGUAUAUCUGCCCGUUGUGUUAACAAACAUGGCUACACUUUAUUAUUGAAUACUGUGCGUUGGUCCCUCGCCUAUCAUAAAAAUCGGGCCGUUGUCCGUUCUCGUUAACUUCCCUUAAAACUAGAAUUUAAACUACAGAGGUAGAGGAAACAUACAGCCAAAUCAAAAUGAGAGAUCAGAAACUUUAUUUGACCAUAAUGACAAAUGAUAAUCCAUCUACUCUUUUUUGCCAUCAAUGGAAGUGGACAAAAAUGGAAGUGCUCUGGAAUACAGUUCUUACGUACCUAUAGUUCGGUUCAGAGUUCAUAAUUUUGUAAGUUUUAAUGAUUUUAAUUUUUAAACCCCGAAGCAAAAAGAAGGGUGGCGUAAGUUUGACGUGACUGCCUGUGGCGUCGUAGCUCCCGAACGGAUAAAGCGAUUUCAAUAUAGCUUUAAAAGUAAUUUAUGUCCGAGUGCUCUGAAACAUGUUUGAUGAAAACAGGUUGAACCGUUGAAAAUUAUUGAGGUAGGGAUGAAAGUGGGGAAUCCGAAUGUCGGAAUAAAUACUCGAAUGGGGUAUCAAAAGAAAGGUCAUCGGUCACAGUUCCCCUGUUUCACUCCCUACAACUCUCAAACGGCUAUAUCAAUUUUCAUCAAACAUGUCUUAGAAGUCAAAUCUUCUUUGAUACAAAAAAACUGAAUUGAAAUAAUACUUGCUUAGCCCGUUCGGGAGCUGCUACGCCACAAACGGACACGUAAAGCCUAUACCGCCCCUCUUUUUGCUCCGGUGGUUAAAAAUAGUAAAAUAUGUCGCGUUGGGGGACCGUGAAAACAAAACAUGAUUAGGUGCGGUCUCCCAACGUGACGUAUAUUUUUUAAUUUUUUAAGGUAAGUUUAAGGUUUUUGUGUCGGGGGUUUUAAAUUUUUUAAUUUAUAUACAGUGUUAUUUACUUCAAUGUUUUCAAAAAAAAUGCUAAGAAUGGAUUUCACCAUUAGUCAAAUGAGGGAUUUAAGUUAUAAAUAGAAUGGUGCAAUCCACCCUUAGUAGGUACACCAGAUUGUUUUAAUUUAUGAAUAAAUUAUCACGAUUGAGUCGAAA